This is a messenger RNA of Haemonchus placei, 432 nucleotides long. The record is from the annotation of a GenBank genome assembly. NCBI's taxonomy places the organism in Eukaryota, Metazoa, Nematoda, Chromadorea, Rhabditida, Trichostrongylidae.
AUGCUGACGUCCGUAGCGGCUACUGUCGCGAGACCAGUCAUGGAUAGCUACAGUACCGAGACGGAAUAUUUUCAAAAAUGUCGCUAUAUUCAUGAAGUUGAACUGGUCAAUAUGAAAUUGCAAAUGAGAAUCUUAGAGACACACCUAGAAGGGGCGAUUUCAGGUCGGGCGAGCACGUAUAUCCCGAGCUCGCAAAUUCUCAAAGGGAUUUCAGUUCUGUCGUUGGACUUCGGUGCACUCCGCGAUGAAAAUCUGAGGCUGAAAGUUGCGUUGGCUGAUGCUCACAAGAGCAUUCGACUGUCACAGCUUACCGAAGACGAAGACUACGAGAGUGAUAUUCCGUCCAGUGAAGAUCGAUUCCGUGUCAGGUCGGAGCACUUGUUUUCAGAUUUUUUGAUUUACCUUUUUGAUUUUUGCCGAUUUUCCCAAUAA